Messenger RNA from Ilyonectria robusta, 1736 nucleotides. RefSeq lists its product as uncharacterized. The record is from RefSeq and is a predicted model, not a curated record. The transcript has a single exon. The coding region runs from base 307 to 1332 and encodes 341 amino acids. Lineage: Eukaryota; Fungi; Ascomycota; Sordariomycetes; Hypocreales; Nectriaceae.
GCCGAACCGCCCGUCGUCGUGAUAUAAUGCUUGCCUCCCCGGCGAUUGUUCCAGAUGCCUCGCCCAUCUUCCAACCCUCUGACACCAGAGCCCCAGUCCUACGCCCUUUAGCGGCGAGCACGCAACUUCUUCUUCUGCUUGAGACAGCCCCGGGCCCGCAGCCUCGCAGGCUUCCACCACCGACUUACAAGGCGCCCCAAGUUACGCCAUCGCUGACGCCCUUUGACAACAACACGCGCCAUCGACAACCUCACUUCAUCCCCCCCGCCCAUCCCAUUUAUAAAAGAUAAUCCCAUCUCCUCCAUCAUGGAUAUCGACACUCUUCCCACCAGUUCUGGAGUCCUUCCCGUCUCCCUCACCCAGCACAAACACUUCCCAGUGGACGGCGGCUUUGCAAAGCCUCACGCCCAUCGUUCGCGCCACUAUCUCGUCCGCGCUGCCGCCAAGCGGUACGCCCACGGUUCCGGCCGCUACGUCUGCAAGGACCUCGGGCUCGUCUGUCCCAACCGUGUCGGAGGUGAAUCGCAGUGUUCUCGCUGCGGCGACUCCAACCCGGUGACCCGACGGGUCCGUCUGGAGGCUGACCUCCGCGCCAACGGCGUCUUUGCUGCGGCUUCCGCCCUGCGAGAGCGCACGCCGCGGACUCGCACCCGAUGGUCUAACGACAAGUCCGAGGGCUGCGACCUCGCCCGCAGCGCCGUCCCUCUGCCCAGCGACCGCUACCGCCUCGUGCGGACGCCCUCCCUCGAGCGGGAGGACGCCUUCCGCGAUGCCGCCACUGCCAAGCGUCUCCGACGCAACCCCCCCGUGAACGAGGACGCCGACGUGGCCGAGCUCUACCGCAUGGGUCUGCUCUACGACGACGAGCAGGACCGCGGCGAGGGCUUCGACCUCAACAGCAUCGACCACCAGGAGCCCGUCUAUUCCAUCCGCCCCGCCAAGCGGUCGCGCAGGAACAAGGCGCGCGGCUGGGACGACCUGGACCAGCUGCACCUGAACCUCUCCUUCACCGACCUGGGCGGCGACCAGACCAUCGCCCAGUUCUUGUCUUCUACGGAUUCUGACCCUUCAGACGACGGCUCGCUGCAGCCGUCGUCGACUCGCACCUCGCGCAUCUUUGCGCCCCUCCGCGUCAUCUACGAGCUCAACGGCUCGCAGCCUGACAUUGACGUCGACACGUCACAGCCGCCCGAUUUGAUUACCGAUAUUCUUUCCGACUACGAUUGCUUUUCCGACAGCGAUCUCGACGACCUCCCCUCUCAGCGGGAGGUCCGAGACAGUGCAGCCGCCCCGGCCUCGGACGCCUGGGUCGUGCUAGGUGACGACUCGUAACAGGUCCGCCUCAGAAUUCCCCCCCGUGCCCCGUCGGGGUUCUGAGCAUUGCAGCCGGCGGGAGAGCCCCGCCGCGGACUGGUCCUCACAAACCUAGCCUUCCCGGGAGUCGCGAGUGCUCCGAGGUGAAAAGGGUGGAGUGGAUGGAUGGAUGGAUGGGAUGGCCGAAGGCGUGCUUUGCCCGCUGGAGCUCGCGGUUGUGGCCGCUUGAGCAUCGCGGAUCGAGGCAUCCUUGCGGACCACCUAACUGUAUCAUCUUGUACAGAACGCGUCCAUUGACGGACCCGCUUGCAUAGUCUUGUAUAGAGCGUUGUCAUUUCUUGUACUUGUUCGCUGGCUAGCCGAGCGCAUUUUACUCAAAUAUCUACAAUAACACGAGCAUUAUUAUCCGUGCCAAACCCGAU